AUGAAUUUGAAGCACCUCUCUAUCAACCAGCGCCACAAGAUGGAGAAACUUUCAUUUUCUGUCGGGAAAUUAGCAUCAUUGUCUGAGUUAGAUAUAUCCAAAACUAACAUUACAAGUUUACCCGAUUCCAUUGGCAAUGCAAAACACUUGUCAUCCCUUGAUCUGUCAUACACAUCAAUUAUGGAACUUCCAAUUUCUAUUGGAGAGCUUACGCAACUCGAGUUCCUUUCACUCCAUCGAUGCAUAGGGUUGAGGGAGCUUCCCGAAUCAAUAGGCAACUUGACAUCAUUACAAAAGUUGUAUAUCUCAGAGACAAGCAUUGUUGAGUUGCCCGAUUCGAUAAAAAAUCUCAAGCAAUUGAGGGUGAUGAGGAUGGAAAGGAGUUUGACAAGGAAGUUACCUGCCAGUAUUGGAAUGCUAGAGAGGUUGGAGGAGCUCAAUGCCCAAUUUUGUGAACUCCUUGCAGGCGAACUUCCAUCUGAAAUUGGUGGACUAUCGUCUCUACGUAUCCUAGAUAUAUCAUAUACUCAUGUUUGUGCAGUGCCGACGACAAUCAAUUCCCUCACGCAACUCCAACAGCUAGAUUUAACAUAUUGUAAUGAGCUUCAAGAGUUGCCAAAGCUUCCCUCGAGUUUGAACUGCCUACGUGUUCAAUCGACAUCAUUGCGAUUAGUUCCGAAUCUCGGUAAUCUCACAAAUCUAGUGGAAUUGUUUCUAGCUAACAGAUUGGGACGAGGACUUUCUUGGGUAUCAAUGCCGAUGCAAACUCGUCAAUUGCAAUGGGUUAAAAAGUUAUAUAAGCUGGGGAAGUUGAGCUGGGACCUUUUUUAUGUUCCUAUUCCAUUAACGGAUUUGGCUUGCCUAGCUCGGCUUAGAGAACUCACUUUAUAUGGCAUGGGCAGGUUCAACUCAGUAGUUGUUGGACCACAAUUUUCCAACUUGAAAAAUUUGUCCAGUUUGUGUCUUGAUCGCUCGCAACCGAGGGAAAUUCGACUCAAUGGGCUUGAACUAUUGAGAGAUUUGGCUGUGAGAAAGUGCAUGAUUCUCGAGGGAUUGUCGGUUAUUUCAUCAAGCUUGAGGAAGCUCCGUAAAAUGACAGUUUCAGGCUGCCCAAAGCUACUCGAAAUUCGAUUUCUCGGUGCGAUGGAAUCAUUGGAGAGACUUGAUGUUGAAAGGUGCCAUUCCCUAGGAGGGUUGUAUGGUUUAUCAAACGCGAUAAAGCUGAAGGCUUUAUGUUUCUUCUGGUACACUGGGCUACCGGUUGUCGAGGGGCUCGAAGAAUUGGAGCUUUUGAAUAACUUGAAACUUGAAUCGUGUGGAUCAUUGGAGAUGUUGACUAAUGUAUCCAACUCAAAGAUACCGAAUGAAUGCAAGAUAUAUGUAUCGGAUUGCGCGGAUUUACCGGAUACUAAGGGCCGUGAGUUCGAUUACGAGGAAUACAGAGAGAUGAUUUUUGGCGGGAUGAGGAAGACAUUCAACACGGAAGAUGUAAUUAAUGGAAGCAGAUGCAGAAGAAUCAAUGAUGGAGACCAACAACUGCUAUCCUCAGUAGCUAUAGGGUCUCCGGACUUUUGGCAUGAGCUCGGCUCUAGAAGUAAGUUGCUGCUGUUAGAAUGA
Messenger RNA from Rhodamnia argentea, 1617 nucleotides. RefSeq names its product leucine-rich repeat protein soc-2-like. Gene Ontology annotation, molecular function: protein binding. Bases 1 to 1617 code for a protein of 538 amino acids. The record is from RefSeq and is a predicted model, not a curated record. The transcript is spliced from 2 exons. Lineage: Eukaryota; Viridiplantae; Streptophyta; Magnoliopsida; Myrtales; Myrtaceae.